UCGCGAGUCAACAUCCUCCUCUCCCUUUCCCCCUCCACACACCGUCUUGGGGAUCUCGACAGAGCCGUUAUUGCUGAAGACGCAGUUCCACUUCUCAUAGCGCCAGGUUCAUUCCUUACUUCUUGCGAUCGCAACCCACAGAUCCUGUCCUUGGGCUGCUGUCAGGCACACACCUAGAUCGCCACGAUAAAACUUUCUACGCGUCUCCCUCUUCUCGCACAUCGAUGACAUGACAACUGCUUCAUCGCUCGCAUUUACCACCAUGGAGAUCUCUGUGGCUGAUGAUCAGAUGGAGAUGGCUUCUCCUUAUCAAGGGCAUGCGGAUGAUUUCGAUAUUGAUAUCGACAUCAUGGAAGACCAGGCCUCCACCACCGACAAAGAUAUGAUAGGCGCAGACGAAUAUCUAGACUAUGACCACGACGGGACCCACGAUGCCGAUAUGAUCGAUGAUGUUGCGGAACCCACCAUGCAGGAUGCCGAUGACGCUUAUGCCGAAGCAGAUUACACUGUCGAAAUGCAGGACGGAAAUGAACGGAUCUAUGAGGCAGAAAUGCUAGAAGACGAAUACGAUGAGGACAUUGAUGCUCCCGUAGCUGAAGCCCAAGAAGUGGCGCCAGCGUCUGAGGAAGUUCAGAACCCAGAGGCAGAGGGAACACGCCCCUCGGAGGAGAUUACUAUCACCGCAGAAGAUAAAGACGAACCCGACAGAGAACUUCAUCCCGACCAGGAAGCCGAACCUCUCGCGCAUGAUGAUCGCCCUUUUUCGCAUGACACUGAGCAGCAUGUUGAUCUGUCGGAAAAGAAUGUUCCUCAGGAGUAUGAAGUAGACACAGCCGGAUCGCCGGAGAACGGGAAGCCUUUUGGUGACUCUAACAAAGCGAAGCGAGAAGUUCCACACACCACAGAAACCGACGUGAAGAAUGAUAAUAAUGAAUCUUCUAAGCAGGCGCAAUCCCAAGCAAGCAGUUUUGGCGACGCCCAACCGCUAGCUGAUGAGCGCAACGACUCUGCUGCACAGACACAGGAUAAACUGGAAGAGGAAGACGAGGGGGAAUAUCAUGUGGGAGAUGUUGGAGAUGCAGAAGACGGAGGAGUCCGUGAAGAUGAACAAGAAGAGGGCGAAGGGCAAGUGGUGACAGGAGUCAGCGAAAACCAGGUUUCUUCUUCAGAGGAACAAGCUGUCGAGCAUCAGCACGAACAACAAGAGCUUCCAGCAACCGAACGUACGCCUCUGCAUCCGGUCAAGGUUUAUUAUCAAGACAACGAGAUAUCACUGUUUCCCCCCAGAGAAGGCGACUCUUCAGAGACGUUCUUCCUGGAGGAUGAAAGCCUUGCUUUUGGGUCUUUUGGCAGACUGUUCGAAUCUUGUCGCGAAGUGCUACGGGAUCAUAUCAGUGAUAGUGAUGUCUUGAUUGUAGACGUCGAAGCUUUGAAUGUCCAGCUAACAGAGGACUCACUGCACACCGAUAAGGUUACACUGCACCAGAUCGUUGACCUGUACCUGCGCCUUUCACACAAUGACGGAAUCGAAGAGCCGGAAGCACUCUAUCUCACCCUUAGCACACGACCGACAAUCUUCGCGGAGAUUUCUAACCUUCUCGUAGAUGCGAAGGAAGGGAAAGGGUUGUCGGAAAUAUACUGGGACGGUUAUGCUGAAGCAGAAGCCACAUCUGCUGAUAUUCCUGGGGAGAGUCAUGAGGAGUUUAAUCCGGACUAUCUCCAGCAGGACUCCUCUGAACCCGAGGAUGAUUACAGUGACUCAGAAAAAGAUCAUGAGCCGGAGGCUGAAUCUCAGCUUCAUGAUGGUGUCACCGGUGAACAGCAAGACGAGCAAGACCAUGAGGGUCAUGGCCAUUUAGCUUCAGGCAAUGACGAAGUGGUUGUUCCCUCUUCGGGCAAUGUCCCGGAAGGAACUAAUGCUGAGGACGGCCAUCUCCACGAAUCUAAUUCGGCUGAGACCGAGGCCAUCAAAGUUGGCGACCACCAGCUGCCGACUGAGGAGCUGUAUGACUCAGAGGAGCAAUCAGAAUCGACUGCCACAGUGACUCAGCUGCCUCAACCCGACUUGUUGGACGAGCAGCAGCUUGCUAAUGAGACUGCCGCUGUUCUUGAUGACCCAGAUUAUCAUGAGUAUCACGGUACGGAAGGUGCUGGUGAUGAAACCUAUCCAGAAGAGACUAAUGUAGAUGCUACUGAACACUUCGGCCCUCAUGAAGAUGCUGAAGCAGUAGAGACUGGUGAAAAUACUGGAGAGACAGUUGGAGAGUUCUAUGGCGACGUGACGGAGUCGAACGCGGAAGAAUCCCGCGAAGAUGCCCUCGAGGAUAUCAACAACACGACUCAUUUCAAGGAUGAUGCAGGCGACGCUGACUUCCAUGACCAUGAGGAUGUUGAUGGGGAAGUUCCACCGAGUGGCCGAGGCGAAGAGGCUCCAUACGACAAUACUGAACCAGUGCCUGAUAGCGUCUCCGAAGACGUUCCAGACAUCACCGAAUCUACCCAGAACCUGGAGGAUGACUCACUAGGUAUUGUGGAAGAUCUGCUAAAGAGUCCUAGCAAAGACAUCAAGCACAUCGGUGAUGAGACCAAUGCGGAUGAACUCGAGCCGGGAGAGCUCCAUGAUGAACCCGAACAUGUCCCAGCUACCCACGACGAAGUUGAGGAGUUGGCGUUUGAUGACGAAGAGUAUUUGGACUUGGGAGUACAGGAAGGAUUGGCUGCAGAUGACGAAGCAAAUCUUGCCAAGUCACCAAGCCGCGCUCCUACGAAACGGUAUCGCGAACCAGAGGACGACUUUGAGUUGACCGAAAUCCCUACCCCGGACGCAAAACGUUCUCGGUCAUCGUGAUUUUCAUCCUACCCACCAUCUACCUUUUUUCCCACACCUUCAAGAGAUUCCUCCGUCAUCCACCAUUCCAUGGGCUUCAUGAAGG
Molecule: messenger RNA, 2933 nt
Organism: Aspergillus ibericus CBS 121593
Lineage: Eukaryota; Fungi; Ascomycota; Eurotiomycetes; Eurotiales; Aspergillaceae
Exons: 2
Coding region: 230-2848 (872 amino acids)
Source: RefSeq, a predicted model, not a curated record